Messenger RNA from Manihot esculenta (cassava), 746 nucleotides. RefSeq names its product glycine-rich cell wall structural protein 2. The transcript has a single exon. The record is from RefSeq and is a predicted model, not a curated record. NCBI's taxonomy places the organism in Eukaryota, Viridiplantae, Streptophyta, Magnoliopsida, Malpighiales, Euphorbiaceae. The coding region runs from base 30 to 563 and encodes 177 amino acids.
UCAUCAUCAGAAUUCCAUUAUAUAAAGCCAUGCCACACCAAGUGAGGACUCACAAGCCAGCUUUGAUUUCCUCAAAUUUAUCUCUUCGCGUUAAACUAAUUCAAAAGAUGAACCUAACAUCAUUUCGUUUUACUCCUUUCUUUCUUCUUCUCAUAAUUGGAGUUACUGUUGCUGCCUCUGCUGCUGACAAAAAAGUGGUCUCUCCUGAAAUGUCUACUGGCCCUAAUAAUGGCCAAGGCGGCGGCUCUUCUGGGGCUACUGGCUCCGGUCAUGGCCCCAACUGGGACUACAAUUGGGGAUGGGGGUCGAGUCCUGGCAGUGGCUGGGGUUAUGGUUCGGGUUCAGGCCGGUCGCCAAAUGGGUUUGGCAGGGGUUUUGGGUUUGGGUUUGGCUCUGGAAGUGGAUCAGGUUCAGGAUAUGGUUAUGGGUCUGGAAGUGGUGGUGCACAUGGUGGUGGGUAUGGGGCUGGAAGUGGAUCAGGAAAUUCUGACGGUGGUGGUUCUGGUGGAGGAAGUGGCGGAAACUCGCCGGUUGAUUCCAGAGGAAAAAACAACCACGGGUGAAACAACAAGCAUGGAGUUUGAAUCUAUCUAUAAAGUGUGCAUGGUGUGCAAAUUAAGUGCAAGCUCCAUAUUAUGUACCCUAUAAUUAUAUAUAGCUUAUAUAGUUUUGAGUUUGGGCUGUAUCAUAUGUAUAAUUACUGGCUUGAACUGUGUUUGCUCCUCUGCUAUUAAAAAAUUUCUCUA